GAAUUUCAUGGGGCACUCGAUGUUUGCGGCAGUGCAAAAAAAAAUACGUAUGCCCUGCUGUAGAGGCCCAUUGGAAGAAUGUUAGGAAGAAUACAAUCGAAAAACAUUCUGGCACUCCGGUUGUGGUAUGCAGCGACGGUAGGAAUGACAGCCCUGGCCAUAGUGCCCAGUUCCUGACGUAUACGUUGAUGGAGCACACCACAAAAGAUGUCCUCAACGUCCAAUUUGUGGACAAGAGAGAGGUUGGAGACAAAAGCCCUUUGAUGGAAAUGAAGGGGUUCAAGGAGAGCCUUCUGGCUCUUGAAGACAGUGGCCUGGAUGUCAAGGAGGUGGUAACAGAUGCCCACUCUUCCAUUGCCAAGGUUAUGAGAGUGCAGCGACCACAGAUUACUCACUCAUGGGACACUUGGCAUGGAGCAAAGAAUCUUGGAAAGAAAUUAUCCAAGGCAUCUUCCAGAGCAGCGACUAGACCAUUAGCAUAUUGGGCUAGGCAUGUGGUUCUUCACUUUUGGUACUGUUCAAAGGAAUGCAAAGGGGACAGCGGGUCUUUCAAAGCUAAGUGGCACGGCCUCACCCACCAUGUGACAAAUAAGCAUUCUUGGGUGUCUGGCCUAGGAGGAGCCAACACAUGUGACCAUGGGCCCCUUGAGAACCCGGAAAGGGAGGAGUGGCUAAAGCCUGGAUACAAGGCACAUCAGGCACUGGUGGAGGUUGCCUAUGAAAGGAAGUUCAUUAACAACUUCCACUACUUCUCCAACUUCAGGCAUACAGGUACUUUGGAAUCCCUUCACAACCACAUUCUGAUGUAUGCAUCAAAGCGGUAUUCAUUUGGGUACCAGGCUUACAGAGCUAGGAACUUGUUGGCAGUCAUUGACUACAUGGCUCACAAAGAUAGACCUGUUCAAACUGAUGGUCAAGGCAAGCAAAAACAUGUCGCAGUAUGGUCAAAACAUGCUAAGAACUAUGUGGCACGACCUGUGAUGGUUCCCAAGACCUACGACUACAUACCAGCUCUUGUGAAGGACAUCAUGACAAGGAGAGAAGGAGAUGAGACACCACUCUUUGCAAAGACGGAACUUAUGCCAGGAGAUCCUCGUGCAAUCAGACCACAUCUCGCUCCUUUCCCACCACCUUCCGUCGACGAGAUAUUGAGCAGGAGGCAAGGCCGUUUAGAUGAUAAUUAGAGGUAUUCAUUAGUGCUUCCAAAACUCAAUUACAGUAAAGGCUAGAUGAUUUGGGUAAACUGCACCAUGCCUUUUUUUUCAGAUAUACUGCCCAGAUGGCCAGGAGGUGAUGUUGAAUAUAUGGUAAAACUUGUAGAUUGAUUUUUUAAUGAUUUUCAUUGUUUGAGAUAGUUAAUAUUAAUAGCUUAAGAAUUUGUCAGUCUAUUCUAUGGGUUUUUCAUGUUUAAGGACAUUUUUUUUUUCGUACUACAGACUUGAUUACUUCAUAGAUAUAAUUGUGAGAUGAUUUUUCUAGAAAGCUAUUCUUUUACGAUCUCAUAAUUAAUUUGAGCAGAAUCCGUUAGAACGACUAUGUGUUUGUAUGGUAUGUAAAUUGUAAAAAUAUGCAGCCAAUGUUUCAUGUAGAAAAGUUACGAUCUGCCCGUCAGGAAUGUGAUUAUUAGUGUGCUGGCUUUUCAGCUUGGAUUUCAUAAUAAUAAUAACAGCCAAUUUUUAUAAAGCGCUUUUCCCAGAAUGGCUCAAAGCGCGUUUAAGCAUAUUAUUACCCCGGUCAUUGGAUUCUUUUCAAUUCGCACGAAAAGUGCACAAUUUCCACUCCCUGGGGAGCAUUCCUUGCAUUCAUCGCAGCCUCAUUGUGGCGCAGGCAAAUCAUUUCAUGAUUCUACAGUAGUGUUUACGUAAUCCAGAUCUGUGAUGAUGUGGUGAAUACUAACUGUAAUGUUAAAGACUUGCGCAGAAAUCAUUUCUUGCAGCAAUUACCCAAGUUUAUCUUAUGAAAAAAAAUUGAAGACAUGGGAUGUUAGUGCUGUAACUGUGGGCGAAACUCAGGUUGACUUUCAACGUAUGCAUAUUCAACAUGUAAUUCCAGUAGUGAAUAUGCAGUGCCAUGCAUUCCAAGGCAGUGAUGCGUUAUACACCAAUGGAAGCAAAAAUUUGAGAAUUAUUAACACAUAUUUGAGAAACGCAAGUAAUACUUGUUUUUCAUUAUAAUCUAUCAUUCACACAUACAAAUAUUUGGUAGUCAUUCAGGUUCUGUCAUGUUAUGGUAUAGAUAUAUGGACUGCUAUGGGAAGGGUGCUUGUAUCAAGAAACUAAAGGGGACCGUAACACAACUGUGCUCUGGGGCAUGGUUUGGCUGGUGCAGUACAUGCAAUGCAAGUCAAAUGAAACAGCCAUGUCUCAGACAUCAAAUCAGUUCAUACUGGUAUGAUUUUUCUGAACCAAAUUAAUCUAAGUAUAGAUUUCCAAAAUAGUCUAUGUCAGUUUUUAGGUCAAACAAAAUGUAAACAUUAAAUUUAUUUACUUGUUUCAAAGUGGAUAUGAAUUAUUGUGUGUACUUGUAUGGAAAAGAACAAAUCUAAGCAAAACAAGAGUGAUAUACAUGUGAAUAAUGAUUUUUUUUUCAUCAUUUAUCAUGUUUCAUUUUCUUUUGUGGUCAUGUAAAUUGUAUAUUCUUGUUGAAGGCAACAUAGUAUCCAACCAACUAGUUCAGGAGUUAAACAACAUUUGUUCCUGCAACAUUUGAUCCCGUCUUAAUAUCUAUUAAAGAGGGUAUGGGAUUAAAGUCAUGAUUGUAUUAGCCUUUUAUUGUUCAGAAUAAUGUAAUGAAGGGGACCUAGAUUUAUUUAAUUUUGGAGGUUGCAUAAUAUUUUUGGGGGCAUGAUGUGUUGAUGUUCCAUCAGAGCAAACGUCAUGUUACCAGUUUUUGCAUGAGCAUGCAGUGAUUUACAUCAUGAGGGAUUGGCCAUGGAUUCCAAUUUACUCUUUUUUUUUUUUUUUUUUUUUUUUGGGGGGGGGUGAUGAGGACCCCAUGUAAUCUCUAAAAUAAAUAUUCCAUUUGACACGUCAUUCCCACUGAACACAUUUAUUUUAAAGUGCAGUUGCCUUCAUACAUGUACAUAUGUAAAUACAUUUGAUAUUUUUCUUACUACUGUUUCGAAAGCAACAUUCAUCACAUUUAACUGCUCGAAAUAUUAAUGUCCUUUACUACAAGAGUACCACAAGAUAAUGCAUUGAUAAUUGUUUUUGCUUUUGUAUGGCAUGCUCAUCAAUGGUUCAUCAAUUUGUAAUCCCAUUGUUAACACAAUAAAUAUUUGUUAUACUGGAGGUCAUACUGUAAUAUUUGUGUGCAACUGUUAUAAGUGAAGUAUGAUCCUAUUAUUUCUCAAUUCAUUGUUUCUGCUAGUAAUCGACACUUGCAAUUAAAACGUUAAAGUAUAUACAUUGAUACACUCUAGUGGAGGUUGGGAGAAUGAGUUACAAUGGGAUUGGAAUACAAACAAUUCCAAAUGGUACAAUGUAUAUAGCAAAUAUUCUUCCCCUGUGCUCAGAAAACUAGAACCAUUGCAUGUACCUUCUUCUUGGUUUCCCAUAAUACAAUUGCAUACAGUGUUAUGCCGUAGUUGUUAUGCCUUAUUUAUUUAGACCAGAUGCUAAGUUUGAUAUGGCACCUGGCAUCUGUUUUGAUCUUCAUUAUUUUGGGAAGUACAUGUAACUGUUAUUCAAUGUUGAUUGUAAAUAGAUGAAACAGUGAAAAAUGUACACUGAUAUAAGAAGAAAACAACAUUAAACCCAUGAAGAUUUCUCAGGAAAAAAAACCA
This is a messenger RNA of Lytechinus pictus (painted urchin), 3784 nucleotides long. RefSeq lists its product as uncharacterized. The transcript is spliced from 8 exons. Lineage: Eukaryota; Metazoa; Echinodermata; Echinoidea; Temnopleuroida; Toxopneustidae. The coding region runs from base 189 to 1184 and encodes 331 amino acids. The record is from RefSeq and is a predicted model, not a curated record.